Messenger RNA from Melozone crissalis (California towhee), 3344 nucleotides. It is a transcript of the gene AFAP1L2, whose product is annotated as actin filament associated protein 1 like 2. Gene Ontology annotation, molecular function: SH2 domain binding; SH3 domain binding. Lineage: Eukaryota; Metazoa; Chordata; Aves; Passeriformes; Passerellidae. Gene Ontology annotation, cellular component: cytosol. The transcript has 20 exons. Bases 69 to 2603 code for a protein of 844 amino acids. The record is from RefSeq and is a predicted model, not a curated record. Gene Ontology annotation, biological process: regulation of mitotic cell cycle; regulation of interleukin-6 production; positive regulation of epidermal growth factor receptor signaling pathway.
GCCGGGUGCGGGCAGCGUCGUGUCCCGGAGCCCUCGGCGGUCGCUGCCCUGCGGUCCCGCUCAUCGCCAUGGAGAAGUACAAAGCUCUCGAGCAGCUGCUCACAGAACUUGAAGAUUUUCUGAGGAUACUGGACAAGGAGAACUUGAGCAGCACUGCUGUGGUGAAGAAGAGCUUCCUCUCUGACCUUCUGAAAGUCUACACCAAGUCCAGUGGUGGUGAUGAGGAGUAUAUUUAUAUGAACAAAGUGACAGUCCAUAAACAGCAGGGUGACCAAGAGAAACAAGACAAAGUGCUGGAUCAGAAGAACUCCCUGACCAAUGGAGACUCAGGACUGCAUCUGUCACCUCCUCAGAAGAGCCUGCCAGACCUCCCCCCUCCAAAGAUUCUCGAAACAAAACAACCAGCAGUCCCCAAGAUUGAAUCCCCAGAGGGGUAUUACGAGGAGGCUGAGCCCUAUGACAUCUCUGUAAAUGGUCUUUUUGGUAGGCUUGCUGCGGCUGGACCCAGGCCAGGGUUGCAGGUUACUGAGGGCGUUAUUUAUGCCACAAUAACUAUGGAAGACGGUGAAGCUGUUAGUAGUUCCUACGAAUCUUAUGAUGAGGAAGAGAGCAGCAAAGGCAAGUCAGCAACCCAUCAGUGGCCAUCCCCAGAGGCCACCAUCGAGCUGAUGAAGGACGCCCGCAUCUGUGCCUUCCUGUGGAGAAAGAAGUGGCUGGGACAGUGGGCAAAGCAGCUGUGUGUUAUCAAGGACACCAGGCUGCUGUGCUACAAGAGCUCCAAGGACCACAACCCCCAGCUGGAUGUGAAUUUGCUGGGCUGCACAGUCAUUCACAAGGAAAAGCAAGUGAGGAAGAAGGAGCACAAGCUGAAGAUCAUCCCCACGAACGCUGAUGUCAUCGUGCUGGGGCUGCAGAGCAAGGACCAGGCAGAGCAGUGGCUCAGGGUAAUCCAGGAGACCAGUGGUUUGCUCUGUGAAGGAGGCAGUGAAGGAAACCAGUACAUCCCAGACUCGCAGCGUCUCAGCUACCCAAAGGUGGAGGUGUCUGAGAGAUACUCUGCAGCCUCCGAGAGCGGGAGCAGCACCGACGGCCACGCGGAGACAGCUGAGACAAAAGAUGUUAAGAAGAAGGGCACAACUGGCCUGAAACUGAGCAACCUGAUGAACCUCGGGAGGAAGAAGUCCAGCUCCCUGGAUAGCCCAGAGAGAUCCCUGGAGACUUCAAGUUACCUGAAUGUGCUGGUGAACAGCCAGUGGAAGUCACGGUGGUGUCAGAUAAAAGAUGGGCACCUCCAUUUCUACCAGGACAGGAACAGAAGCAAGCUGGCUCAGCAGCCCCUGAGUUUGGCAGGCUGUGAGAUCAUCCCAGAGCCGAGCCCUGACCAUCUCUACUCCUUCCGCAUCCUGCACAACGGGGAGGAGAGGGUUGUUUUGGAGGCAAAGUCCUCAGAGGAGAUGGGCCACUGGCUGGGCCUCCUCUUGUCGGAGUCAGGCUCGAAAACAGACCCAGAGGAAUUCACCUACGAUUACGUGGAUGCUGACAGGGUUUCCUGCAUUGUGAGCGCUGCCAAGAAUUCCUUCUUGCUAAUGCAGAGGAAAUACUCUGAGCCCAAUGCCUACAUUGACAACCUGCCCAAGGGCAGGGUGCAGCAGGACGAGCUCUACGACGACGUGGAUCUGCCAGACCUGCCUGUGGAAGAAGUACCCAAGAGCGAGAGCAAACUGGAGGGGGAUCAAGACAGAGUGUAUCUGGAUCUCACCCCAGUGAAGUCCUUACUGCACUGUGCUGGCAAGAUGUCAUGCCAGUCUUCCCCCCUCGGGUCACCAUCCCUAGAAAGGGCUGCCAAGGCUGCCCCAGAGAGCACAGCUGAGACAGCCCCCAUGGCCAAGGAAGCUGAGCCCUGUGCUAAGGCAGCAGAGACUGUGGAGCAGAAACACCCAGAGAAGCCAGAGCCCGAGGAGGCUGUGCCACGGGUGCCUGCUGCCAAAAUGCAGAGCCAGCAGCAGAGCAAUGUGGCCCCUGAGGUGCCAGUGGGGCCAGUUCCAGUGGGCAGUCCCCAGCUGGUGCCUGCACACCGGCCCAAGAUGCCACUGCCAGCAGGAGCAGUGGAGACCAAGCUGGGCAAGAACAGGACAGAGGCAGAGGUGAGACGGUUCACGGAGGAGAAGGAGAGGCUGGAGAAGGAGAAGGAUGAGAUCCGAGCUCAGCUCACCCAGCUGCGCAAGGAGAGGCGGGAGCUGAAGGAAAUGCUUGGUAGCAGCACAGACAAGAGCCUGGAGCAGAGGCUGAAGGAGAUAGAUGAAGAAUGCAAAAGGAAGGAAAGCCAGAGGGUGGACCUGGAGCUGAGCCUGGUGGAGGUGAAGGAGAACCUGAAGAAGGCAGAGUCUGGCCCGGUGACACUGGGCACAGCAGUGGACACCACACACCUGGAGAACACAGCCCCACGGGUUCAGGCCAAAAGUGCCAGUCCAGCAAACAGCGCAGAGAACUCACCAGUCAACUCAGCCACGGCUUUAAAAAACCGGCCCUUAUCUGUUAUGGUCACAGGGAAGGGAACAGUCCUACAGAAAGCUAAGGAAUGGGAGAAAAAGGGAGCUAGUUAGAAGCACGUUGUUCAGAGAUGGACUAAAGACUCGAAUUGCCCACGCUUGGCCCAGGGGAUUCAACCAUCUGUAAGUGGAGGUUGGGUGUUCAGGACCACCACACACCAAGUGCCUCCUCCACGUGGCGCCCACAGCUCCGACACAGCGCUGGAGUCACAGCUGCUGACCAGAGUUACCCCACAUGAACCUGCUCUUUCCAGACAAAUCCCAACCAUGUAGCUAAAACAAUAACAGCCAGUGGCAAUCCUUCCAUCAAAGUCCUAACCCAGCUGAUGUAAACAAGAACGUUACUGUACAUAGGGGGUGUUUUGUGUAUUUCUACUCUGAAGGUUUAUCAUUGAGUUAUUAAGGUUUCUGUAUUAGUGACUGUAGUGGAUUCAGAAGGAACCUCUGCUCUUCCUCAGCCUGGUGAGUUUGUACCUGUCCUGAUAAGGUUGUCAAUCUGUUUUGCUGCCAGUCAUCACUCAGCUACAUUUCAUCCAGCCUUCAAUCAAGGGCUAUCCCACAUGUGAGCAAUUCUUCAAAUAUGAAUGAGAAGCACACAGCAGCCUGUCCAGGGCAUUUUUUAAUCAGUGUCCUGAUGCAUUCCAGCAUCUUCUACCAGCUGCAGGUUUGCUAGAAUAUUGAGCUGCUCACCUUCUCGUGCUGUAAGCUGUCUUACAGACUGGCAGCGAAAAGAGCUCUGAGCAAAGAAGAUCUGCCAGGCAGAUUCAGUUAGCUUUCUUGAGGAUCUUAAUUCAC